AAUUCUAAAACAUUCUUUCUUUUUUUAAAUGCAGGACUCUACACUGGAGAGUAAACCAGUCUGGUUUACCUUUAAAUGAUGCUGUCUCCACAGCUGCACAAAAUCUUAGCAGUAGCUUUUUUCCUGCUCCCAUUCUGUGCUCAAGGUAAACCUGCAGGGCUUCUUUCACGGUUCCCUUUCAAGCCUUUUUUCGGAGGUGGGCAUGAUGAAGGACAGAUACCAGAUUUCACACCUCCGGCUGCUACUGAAAAUGGGGACAUCAUCCAUCAAUUAGAAUAUCGGAUUUCCAGACUGGAAGGAGUCCUGCUCUUGAAUAAGAUGAUAACAGAGUUUCGAGGAAAAAUAUUUGCUACCAAUGGGAAAAGAGCUGAUUUUGAUGCUACAGUGGAAAAAUGUAGAGAGGCUGGAGGCUCUAUUGCCACUCCAAGGAACCCUGGCGAGAAUGAUGCCAUUCUAUACUUCGUGAAAUAUUUUAACACCUACGCCUACCUGGGGAUAAAACAAUCUCUUAUUCCAGGCAAAUUCCAGCUCCUGAAUGGUACUCCACUGAGCUAUACUAACUGGUAUUCAAAUGAACCCUCUGGCCAAGGGGAGGAGGAAUGUGUGGAGAUGUACACCGAUGGCACUUGGAAUGACAAAAGAUGCAACAACAAUCGUCUUAUUGUCUGCCAGUUUUAGUGCUUCCCUUGCUGCUCUCUGGAAUGUGCUUCCCUAUCACUUGUCUCUUCACUUGUAGCUAGUGAACUUAGAUAAUGCAGCAUGAAAAAAUAAAAUCCACUCUUCCCCAGUACGAUUUUUCUUCUAUCCAAAUGCCAGCCAUAAAGAGGAAACUGUAUAAUGAAA
Messenger RNA from Corvus hawaiiensis (hawaiian crow), 843 nucleotides. Its product is annotated as pulmonary surfactant-associated protein A-like. The record is from RefSeq and is a predicted model, not a curated record. NCBI's taxonomy places the organism in Eukaryota, Metazoa, Chordata, Aves, Passeriformes, Corvidae. Bases 76 to 678 code for a protein of 200 amino acids. The transcript has 3 exons.